AAAUUUUGUAGGUUGUUUUUGUGUUGUCAAAAAAGUGGUAUGAAACCGUAUAUGAUAUGAUUUGUUGAUGGUGUUAUUGUUAAAUACUUUCUUGAUUUUAUAUUUCAUUAGUUGUUAGCAGUUGAAAUGGAUUUACCAUAUUUAGCUGAAUAUGCAAAAUCUGGCCGUGCCAGUUGUAAAGGCUGUAAAUCGACAAUUUCAAAGGGUGAAUUGCGUCUUGCCGUUAUGGUCCAGUCCCCGUUUCAUGAUGGAAAAAAUCCGAACUGGCAUCAUUUUGAUUGUUUCUUCAAUAAACAAAGACCAAAAACCACCGACGAUAUUGAUCAUUAUGAAUCCCUGAGAGUAGAAGAUCAGGACAGAAUAAAAGCUCGAGUUGGUAUAGCAACAGUGGCAAUAGUACCAGACAAGAAAGGUAAAAAGAGAGCAGGUGGCCCAGAUGCCCAGUUGAAAAAAGAAGCACUUAAGGAUUUUACCAUUGAAUAUGCCAAAUCUGGAAGAGCCUUAUGUCGAGGCUGUGAACAGAAAAUUCUGAAAGAUGAGGUACGCAUUUCUAAAAAAGAUUUUGAUACUGAAGUUGGACGUAAAUAUGGAGGCCAAGACUUGUGGCACCAUGUGACAUGUUUUGCACAAGUGAGAUCUGACUUGGGAUAUUUUGAAUCUGGAGAUAAGUUGCCAGGAUUCAAGUCACUGAAACAGGAGGACCAGAAAAAUGUGAAGAAACAAGUUGUUGCUAUUAAGCAAGAAGACAUUCCAGAGGAGAAAAAAAUUAAGAUUGAGGACCCAGUUUCAGAUCCAAUUGAGAAAGAAUAUCGAGAACAAUGUAAAAUUUUAUUCAAACACCGUGAUAAAUUGGAAAAACUGGACUAUAAAGAAUUGGGAUAUUUACUGGAACAUAACAAUCAGGAAAUUCCAUCAGGCAAAGAUGUGAUAUUAGAUCGAUUGGCCGAUAUUAUGACUUUUGGCGCUUUGACCCCCUGUAAGACUUGCAAAGGAGGUCAACUAGUAUUUUCGAAAGGUGGUUAUAUUUGUACUGGAGAUCUGACUGAAUGGACUAAAUGCACUGCUGUGUCCAAGGAACCGAAACGUAAACCUUUCAAAGUACCAGAGAGUUUGGCCAAUGAGUAUUCUUUCUUGAAAAAAUAUAAGUAUGUUCCCAGAAAGAGAGUUAUCAAAGAAGUUGUUCCUAGUAAUAGUGGCGUAGUUAAAAAGGAAGAAGAUAAUGCUGAGCCACGUGUGAAAAGGGAAUUGCCACCCUUAUACGAGAUGCAGUUCGUUAUACUUGGAAAUCCACCGAAAGGAGCAGAUGUUAUUAAAAAGGAAAUCAUUUCCAUGGGCGGAAAAGUUAUUACAAAAAUAUCAAAAGCUAUAAUGGCAAUAAUUUCCACUCCGGAACAAGUAGAGAAAAUGAAUUAUAGGAUGUUGGAGGCCGAGUCAGAGGAUAUACAAGUUGUUGGAGAAGAUUUUCUAGAUGAAGCGAAGAAUAAUGUUGGGAAAAUUCCUGAUUUGAUCAUAAAGAAAAGCAUAUGCAACUGGGGAUCGGAUCCAAAUGCACGACUUCCUGCAGAGCCAUCUACUAGUCAAAAAUCUAAGUCACGUAGCAUCUAUACCAAAUCUGUACCUAGCAAAGUCAAGCUAAAAUUGAAAGGCGGCACAGCUGUUGAUCCUGCUUCUGAAUUGGAAUCUGUUGCUCACGUUUACCAAGAAGGCUCGGAUAAAUUUACUGUUGUCUUGGGACUCACUGACAUUCAGUCGAAGAAAAAUAGUUAUUACAAGUUACAAUUGCUAGAGGCAGAUGCCGGGAAUAGAUAUUGGCUGUUUAGGUCUUGGGGAAGAAUCGGUACAACAAUUGGAAGUCAACAAACCACCAAGAUGAAUACACUCCAAGAAGCAAAAAGUCAGUUCAUGGCCCUGUACGAAGAAAAAUCUGGAAACAUGUGGGAAAUGCGGCAUCAUUUCGUUAAAGUUCCUGGCAGAAUGUAUCCUAUCGAUGUUGAUUAUGGGGAAGAAGAAACUGAAAAAUUGGAUAUUGUUACAACAGAAUCGAAAUUAGCGCAACCAGUCCAGGAUCUGAUCAGGAUGAUUUUCAAUGUCAAUUCAAUGAAAAAACUCAUGUUAGAGUUUGAUUUGGACACUGAGAAAAUGCCUUUAGGUAAACUAAGUAAGUCUCAAAUACAGAAAGCAUUUGGAGUACUGAAUGAGCUACUGCAGCUUAUAGAUAAAAAAGCUGAUCAAGCUCGCUUCAUAGAUGCUACAAACAGAUUCUAUACCUUUAUCCCACAUUCUUUUGGCAUAGAUGAUCCUCCACUUUUGACUGAUCCAGAAACAAUAAAAAAAAAAUUAGAAAUGCUUGACAGUUUGAUGGAAUUAGAAAUAGCUUACAACUUGAUGAAAACUUCUGGCAACGAACAUACUGUCGACAGUUAUUACAAUCAGUUGAAUGCCGAAAUAGGUGUUAUGGAUCACAAUUCUGAAGAGUUUGCCAUCAUAAAAGAAUAUGUCAAAAACACGCACGCAGCCACCCAUAAUAAUUAUGAGCUUGAAGUAGAGGAGGUGUAUACCGUUGAACGACAAGGAGAAGACAAGAGAUUCAAGCCUUUCCGCAAGUUACACAAUCACAGACUGUUGUGGCACGGUUCGCGGGUGACAAAUUUUGCUGGAAUUCUAUCUCAGGGCUUGAGAAUUGCCCCUCCCGAAGCUCCAGUUACGGGGUACAUGUUUGGCAAAGGUAUAUACUUUGCUGAUAUGGUGUCCAAAUCAGCUAAUUAUUGUUGUACCAGUACUGGAAGCCCCAAGGGAUUAUUGUUGCUCUGUGAUGUUGCUCUGGGAAAUAUGUUUGAACUGAAGAAAGCUGAAAUGAUUCAAAAAUUACCACCAGGAAUGCACAGUUGUAUGGGUAUUGGUAGGACUCACCCGGAUCCCAAAACCAGUAAAACAAUAAAUGGAAUUGAAGUACCAUUGGGUAAAGGAGUUCCCAAUCCCAGUUCAGCUGACACUGUUUUGAUGUAUAACGAAUAUAUUGUAUACGACGUAGCCCAAGUUAAUGUGAAAUACCUUGUGCGAAUGAAUUUCAAAUACAAAUUCUAGUAUUGAACUCCUGUUUGUAGAAUAUGUUUUUUUGUUGUCUCUUGUUUUGCUGUUGUAACAAUUCGAUUUUGUUCGUUUUUUUAAUGUAAGUGUUUCUGUACCAUUUAUUUACCAUUUAUCUACCAUUUAUUGCUAACAGGAUUUGUUUUUGUAAUUAAUGAAGCCUUGAGUUAUUUUUGGCCUUGUAUAGCAGUUACUUGACUAGAGAACAUGAUUGAAGAUAUUCAGAUUUGCAUUCCAUAUUAAUAUUUUGAUCCAAAAUUCUUCCGUCAUCACAGAUUUAUAGACAUCACCUUCCAGUCAUGUGAAUGGUUAUUUCCUGGGGUUCAACAUUUAUAUAGAUUUUUUGAAUGACAAUUAUCAACAUUAUAUGUUUCGAAAUGUUUGACUGUUGUUACAAAAUAAAUGAUUUAUUCAG
Leptinotarsa decemlineata (Colorado potato beetle) is the source of this 3502-nucleotide messenger RNA. RefSeq names its product Poly-(ADP-ribose) polymerase (gene Parp1). Gene Ontology annotation, molecular function: NAD+ poly-ADP-ribosyltransferase activity; zinc ion binding; DNA binding. The record is from RefSeq and is a predicted model, not a curated record. Gene Ontology annotation, biological process: protein poly-ADP-ribosylation; double-strand break repair. Gene Ontology annotation, cellular component: nucleus; nucleolus. NCBI's taxonomy places the organism in Eukaryota, Metazoa, Arthropoda, Insecta, Coleoptera, Chrysomelidae.